AUGAAGUUUGGUGCACAAUUACAAGAAGCUAUUUAUCCAGAAUGGGAGAGCUAUUAUAUUGAUUAUAAUAUAUUAAAAUUAAAACUUAGAAAAGUUCAACAAGAUGAAUUGUUUACAGAAAAAGAUGAAACAGAAUUUGUUGAAUUACUAGAUAAUAAUCUCGAAAAAGUAAAUGACUUUCAUAAUGAACAGUUAAAGAGAAUUAAAAAAGAAAUUGAUAAAUGUACAUCGCUUAUUUCAAGUCAAAAUAAUACAAACGAAGAUGAUACGGAUGAAUUAGCGAAUAUUCAAGAAAAGAUAAAUAAUAUAGCUGAUGAUAUUAAUCGACUUGAAAAAUUUACACGACUUAAUUACACUGGAUUUUUGAAGAUAGUGAAAAAACAUGAUCGCUAUACGAAUUAUGUACUUCGACCGAUGUUCAUGGUUCGAUUAAAUCAAUGUCCCUUUUGGAAGGAGAAAGAAAGUGAUGUAUUUUUAAUUCAAUUAUCAUCACUGUUUAGUCAAGUGAGAGGUGGUGGUAAAGCAAUGUCCUUUCAACCCUCUACGAGUUUUCUUGUAAAGGAAAAUACAGGCUUACAGAUAGGUUUAGAUACGCGACGUACAGUGAUUAAACGUUUCUUUGUUCAUACAGAUAAUAUACUCGAAUUAAAGACCUCUGUCCUUCGUCAUUUACCUGUCUUAGUUUACCGAAAUAAAGAUAAUCAUCAUGAUCGACAACAACAACAACAGGAACAACAGAAUAUUGAUCCUCCUAUUUCAACUUUAUAUCUUGAUAAUGCAGAUAUGGAGAGUUAUUGUUCACGUGUAGAGUCUGCUCCAGGCUCAGACAUCAUUCGUUUACGUUGGUAUGGAUCUGCUCAAGGAAAUCGAUCUAUCUCUGUCGAGAGGCGAACACUUGAAGAUGAAAAUCGUGGAGAGAUCAAGGAUAAAUUUACGAUUAAAGAUAAAUAUGUAGAUGGAUUUUUGAAGGGAGAACAAAGAUUUUUAGAAAAGAUGAUAAAGAAGAUGAAGGAGAAUGGUAAAGGAGAAAGAGAGAUCGAGUCAUUUUGUCAGUUAGUAAAGGAUAUACAACAACAGAUUAUAGAACAUAAGAUGCAACCUAUUCUUAGAACUUAUUAUAAACGCACAGCAUUUCAAAUUCCAGGAGAUACAAGUGUAAGAAUGGCGUUAGAUACUGACCUUUGUUUUAUCCGUGAAGAUUCAGGUUUAUUUUCAAAUGAUGAUUCAAUCGUACGUCGACCUGAACAUCACUGGAGACGACCCGAUGUCGAUAUUGAUUAUCCAUUUAGACAACUUAAGGAGCCUACAGAAGUAAAUCGAUUUCCAUAUGCUACAUUUGAAAUUAAGUUAGAUUUAGGACAAGAUGAAGAUGAGCCUGAAUGGGUUAAAAACUUGGAAGAGGGUGGAUUAUUAGAAGAGGCCUAUCAAUUUUCUAAAUUUGUUCAUGGUAUAGCUCGCCUAUUUGACACACGUGUACCUUUAUUACCUUACUGGCUUGCACGAUUAGAUGAUGAUGAUGAUGAAUAUAAAUUAUUACCUAUUUUACCAUCUAGAACACCCUCCAUUCUAUCUAAAGGGUCGACUAGUAUUCGACAACAACAGACUCUCUCUAGAACCUCAUCUGCUACGCAACAGAUGAUACCCACUAUAAAACCAGAUGAACGUACAUGUCUCUUACAAGGGAAUCGAGAUAGACAUCAUUAUAUGAGUUUAAAUCAAGAAGAGACGAAUAGAGAUGAAGAAGAAGAAGAAAGAAACCGAGAUGAGACACUAUGGCAAAGAUGGAUAUCUUACUUGAAUUCACAUCAAGAAGAACAAACAUCUUCUGUUGUGAGAUUACCACCUGGAGUCAAGGUGCCUAAAAAAGUAGUUACACCUAUCCGAGUUGAGCCUAAAGUAUUUUUUGCUAAUGAACGUACCUACUUUUCUUGGAUGGGAUUUGGUACGAUGCUAUCCACUUUCUCAUUGGCACUAUUUAAUACAGGAGAUGCAGUUGGUAAAAUAAGUGGUAUACUGUAUACCUUAAUUGCCAUUACUACUUUGAUCUAUGGCUCUGGACUUUAUUAUAGACGAAGAGAAUUAAUUAGAGCUAGACUACCAGGACCUUAUGAUGAAAUGAUUGGACCUACUGUUAUUUGUAUAGCGCUUUUAUUUGCAGUUGGAAUGAAUACUUAUCUUAAAUUUACUAUUCCAGAAUCUAGUCCAUUUUAUUUGUUUUAUUAA
This is a messenger RNA of Cokeromyces recurvatus, 2223 nucleotides long. Its product is annotated as VTC domain-containing protein. The transcript is spliced from 2 exons. Bases 1 to 2223 code for a protein of 740 amino acids. The record is from RefSeq and is a predicted model, not a curated record. Gene Ontology annotation, cellular component: fungal-type vacuole membrane; vacuolar transporter chaperone complex. Lineage: Eukaryota; Fungi; Mucoromycota; Mucoromycetes; Mucorales; Mucoraceae.